CGGGUGCAUAAUGCUGACGGAUUCGGGUCGGGUCUGGUCGGGUCUGGUUGAUCGUCCGACUCGUCGCAGGAAAACAAACACAUUUGAUUUUGAGGCGUCGAGUCGGGCGCGGUCGGCUUGUGCACGAUUGCUGCUUUGCACCUUCAAUCUGGUUAGCAAACCGACCCGACCCAACCCGAUCCGAUCGUCCAAUGGGCGUCGUGUAUAAUAUGGCUCACACAAAUAAUGUCAAGCAUAGUGUGUCUGUGAUGUGGUGCUUAGGAGGAUGAUCCUUUUUUGCCUUGUUUUGUUAACCGGGGAGAUCCUGUGGGGAUCCUGGUUUGACCACGUCCUCGAGAUGGAGAAGUUCAUGAAGGAAUACCCAGACAACCCCGUACAUGUCGUUCAGUAUGAGAAGAUGAAGGAAGACCCCGUUAGCGAAAUCAAGAAGCUUUGUGACUUCCUGGACCGACCGAACGUGGAUGUGGAAGAGCUUGCUCUAGCAACAAGCUUUGCGCAAAUGAAACAAAUCAAGGAUCCCGUUUACAAGCAGAGUGAAGGGACUUAUUGUCACGAAGGCGCUGCUGGUGUGAUGGUCAAAGGAAUGAUUGGCCGGUGGCGCGAACAGUUUACUGUGGAUCAGAGCGAACGCUAUGAUAAAGCUUUUGAAGAGAAGAUGAAAGGCAGUAAGCUGGCGGAUAUGGUGAGAGAAUAUAUCUAGGUACGUCUGACUGGUGUUCAGGCUCCGACCUAGAUUACAGAACAACCUUUCAGAACAAAGGAUGAUGUUUUAAAAGUUGUUUCCAGUUCUUGCUCAAAGCACCCAAGACUUUUUUUUCCUUUUACCCACUAUGGGAGAGGAGGAUAUAAUAUCUGGUAGAUUUUUCAAUACGCCAUGUGCAUGUCAAGUUUACCUUAGAAUGUAU
Aplysia californica (California sea hare) is the source of this 905-nucleotide messenger RNA. Its product is annotated as sulfotransferase 1C2A-like. Gene Ontology annotation, molecular function: sulfotransferase activity. Gene Ontology annotation, cellular component: cytoplasm. The record is from RefSeq and is a predicted model, not a curated record. Gene Ontology annotation, biological process: sulfation. The transcript is spliced from 2 exons. NCBI's taxonomy places the organism in Eukaryota, Metazoa, Mollusca, Gastropoda, Aplysiida, Aplysiidae. The coding region runs from base 266 to 700 and encodes 144 amino acids.